Molecule: messenger RNA, 2889 nt
Organism: Saccharomycopsis crataegensis
Lineage: Eukaryota; Fungi; Ascomycota; Saccharomycetes; Ascoideales; Saccharomycopsidaceae
Gene: SEC10
Product: exocyst subunit SEC10
Exons: 1
Coding region: 1-2889 (962 amino acids)
Biological process (GO): Golgi to plasma membrane transport; exocytosis
Cellular component (GO): exocyst; cytoplasm
Source: RefSeq, a predicted model, not a curated record
AUGUGGCUGAUAUUUGACAACAUUCAGCAAACGAAGAGUAACUCCAAAGCGGCGAUGAAUUUAUAUGAAUUGGAUGACAGAACGAGGCAGAUUCUUCAUCUGAGCAACUUCUUGGAGGAUCUCAGUGCGUCGGAUUUCAUCGAAGAGAUCUCAAAACAGCAUGAAAUCUCGUUGAACGAAUCAAAGACCAACGAUAAUAACCUCGAACAACUCGAUCCCAAACCUUUUAUUAGAACUUUUGAAUCAGUAUUAAGCGAGUUGAAGUCUUUGAAGAAGAAGAAUAUAGAAGAAAUGAAUAAUCUAGAGAAUGAGGUUAUGGACUAUGAACUUUAUCAUUCCAAAAAAGUGAUCAAGUUGUGGGAUCAAGUCCAGGUCAUCAAUAAUAAAUUUGGCAGUUUAGAAACUGUGGUAUCGGAUGUUGGCUCAAUAAUCAACCCAUUGGGAGAAAAAUUGCAAGUGGCCACUAGUUUGAAAGAUCAGAAUAUGGAAAUCAUCUUUCUCACUAAAUGUUACAAUGAUUUCUACAGAUAUAACCAAUCGAAAUUAUUGAUUGAUCUACAAAACUCCAAGAAAUCCAGCGAUAAAAAGAAUUGUGGGAAAUAUAUUAGUAAAUUGUUAAAAUUGGCAAAAAAAUUAUCAACUAACAAUGGAGGAGAUCCUGAUCAGGAAGAAAAGCACAAGAAGUUUCAAGUCGUUUAUGAAGAGAUUUUGAAGUUUUCUAAUAAUUUUGAAACCAGACUUUUAAUGGAAUUCAACCAAUCUUACGAAACUGAAAACACUCUCAAAAUGAAGGAGUGUUUUGAUAUUUUGAUUGAUUUCAAUGAGAACUCGACCGAGAUAUAUGACACCUACACUGGAAAAAUUGAAGCGUUGGGUCAACCAUUACCAGAAGAAGAUUAUAUACUCAAUAAUAAUGAAUUCAUGAAUGAGAACCAUGAGUUUUGGAAGCUUAUAUCUGAUCCAAUUAUUCAUUAUAAUUAUGAAAAGCUUCUUUCAGAUUUACCGCAGUUGCAAGACUUGCUUGAAAAAUUUCAGAACUUGAUCUUCAACCAAUUUAAUUUAAUCAAAAUAAUCUUCAAUAAAUCCAAACAUUUCUUCAUCAAAGUUUUCGACCUAUUUUUGAAACAAAUAUUUAGAAAAAAGCUCAAUAAUAUUGUGGUCAACUUGUUAAACUAUUCCCAGUCAUUGAAUAAUUUGGCUUAUGUUAGAUUACUUCACUUGCUUAAUGUUUCAAUUACAACUUUCACUAACGAAAUCAAAGAAUUCUUUAAUGAGAAUCACUCCAAAAUAUACUUGGAAGAUGCAUUGAUUAGAAGAUCAAACAAUAAUGACAAUAUCGGAGGGGGAGAAAAUAAUAAUAAUGAGGAUGAUGAUGAAGAUAGCAAAUCCAUAGUUAAUGACUUGAACAAUUUGAUAGAUAGCCAUUUUAAUGAAUUAUUCUUCCAAUUCUUGACCGAAAAGAACUAUAUUGAAAAAGAAAAGAAGUCGCUUGAAGAUAUUUAUACAAAAAUUAAUUCUAACUUUGAGAAAAAGCAUCCAAAGAUAUUCAAGGACAAGGCCUUAUCUGUUAGGUUAGCCACUACCGAUUCCGUGAAAGAAUCAAACCUACUUUCUCCUUUGGCUUCGCCAACCAUGGGAAGCCCACUGUUGACAUCGAGAAUCGGCAGCUUCACUGCUGGUAGUGGUAGUCAUCACAACAUUUUGGAAAAAAAUAAAUUGAUCCAAAUCCGUACCUACAUGAAAUCAAAGUUGGAAAGAACUUCCUCCAAUUCGUCAAAAUUCUCUAGUUUGAACGACUCGUUGUUGCUUUCCCCUAAAGUCGACCAAGCUAAUAGUAUCUUUAGCGAAAUGCGGGAUAGCGAUGAUUCUACGUUAUUCGAUGGCGAUGCAUUCAAUGAAGAUGGUACUGAUAGUGAUGAAGCCAGUGAUAUCAAAUUCUCAAAAAUCGAUUUUAUGAUCCAGAACUCAGUGGAAUCGUUAUCCAGAAUAUCAGAUCUCAGGCCAUUGAAUAUUCCGGAAUAUUCUUUGGAGAUUCUUCGAAUCUUGAUCUUUGGUAUUGGAGGAUAUUUGGAAUUUGGUCUAGAACUCAAUUAUUACAAAUUGAUUCAUAUAGAUUUCAAGAAAAACGAAUUUUUGAAUUUCAAUUUUCUUAAAAUCAUUAAUAAGGCCAAUAGAAUCUUGAGACUUCUCACCGAUUUCAUCAAAUUGAUCAUUUUACCGCUCUCCAUAAACAAUUCCAGCACCAAGAAGAAGAUUGUCAAUUUGACCAACGGGUAUUUAACCACCUGUGAACUUUCCUUGAAUAUCAUAUUGAGAGAUUCCAUCGAAUUGAUUUUGAACAAGAUCCAAUACUACUUAGAUAAACAGAAAAAGAAAGAUUUUUACGUGACCAACAACAAAUUGUCCAACUUGACCUCUUUUGACGAUGAUGCGUACAUCACCAGCGAAUUUAACAACGAAGACACCGAAACCUGUCAAGCAAUUUGUAAAUUCCUCAAUAACCUUUAUUUGGACCAAUUGCUACCAAAGAAAUUAUUGAUCCACUCUAACUUGAAGAAUUUCCUCAUUGAGAUCGGGAUCAAUUUGUUGUCGUUGCUAGUUAAUCAUUUAAAGAAAUUUCAAAUAAACGAAAUUGGUGGGGUGAUAGUGACAAAGGACAUCAUUAGUUACCAGGCAUUGAUUGAUUCAUGGAAGAUUGAAGAUUUAUCGGAAAGAUUCUCAAUUUUGAGAGAAUUGGCUAAUUUGUUCACCGUCCAGCCUAAUUAUAUUGCCAGCUUGAUUAAAGAAGGCCAGUUGGUGAAUUUAAACCCAGAUAUUAUUCAACAAUAUGUUGGAAGAAGAGCAGAUUAUAAUUCUAGUUUCUUGAAUAAGUUUGGAAGUUUCAUUUGA